Molecule: messenger RNA, 1276 nt
Organism: Phacochoerus africanus (Common warthog)
Lineage: Eukaryota; Metazoa; Chordata; Mammalia; Artiodactyla; Suidae
Gene: DMAC2
Product: distal membrane arm assembly component 2
Exons: 6
Coding region: 57-824 (255 amino acids)
Source: RefSeq, a predicted model, not a curated record
CGGAAAUGGUUGUGUAGGUGAAAACCAGCCCCUUCCGGUUGCUUAAUUCUAGCAAGAUGGCGGCGUCCAGGGCGUCCCUGCACCAAGUGGCCCGCAACAGUGCUACCAGCAGCAUCCGUGCCCUGAGCAGGGCAGUGGACCCAGAGGGCAGUCAGAGGAAGGGGAGGACACUGCUCCAGUUCCUGGCUGACCACUUCUGUGACGUGGAGGCUGUCAGGGAGUAUCUGCUACGGAAGCAAGCGUUGAAGGUGCACCAAAAAAACCGGUCCUUCACCUACAUCAAGGAGCGAUACGGCCCGUACGUCGCAGGAGCCUAUUUCGUCCUGAAGCAGGGAGGUGCAGUCAAGUUUCAGGACAAUGAGUGGAUACGGUCAGGGCGCGGCCUCUCCUCUCUUGAGUUCCGGAAGUUCCGGGAGGUGCCAGUACAAGCUGUCGAUGCCAGUGGCUGUGCCAUCAACUACCAAGGCCUAGACAACCUCUUGGCCCUGAAGGAGCUCCAGUCCCUAUCGCUGCAGCGCUGUCCUCACGUGGACGACUGGUGCCUCGGCCGCCUCCACCAGCUGGCCGACUCCUUGCAAGAGCUCUCACUGGCCGGUUGCCCCCGAGUCUCUGAACGAGGCCUAGCCUGCCUCCACCACCUCCAGAACCUCCGCAGGCUGGAUAUCUCUGACCUUCCUGCUGUGUCCAGUCCGGACCUCACUCAGAUUUUGGUGGAGGAGAUGCUGCCCAACUGUGACGUUCGGGGGUCUGACUGGGCCCAGGGCCUCAAGUUGGGGCUGGAGGAACAGUCCCGGGACCCAGCCAGCAGCCCGGUCCCUGCCUAGCCUCAGCCCCCUCUCAGCAGGCUGACAGCUACUUGUGGCCUCCACCGGAGUGGGAUGAGGGGCAGUGGCCUCCACCUCAGUGGGAUGAGGGGCACUGGCAGGUCGAAGGAGAGCGGGCUAUACCCUGGGCUGACGUUCACAGGCUGUCCACACACUCCUUUCUUUCCCAGUUCCAGGGACCUCCUCCUACCGCCUCAGGUCUAGGGCUUCUGGCUACAAGUAGCUCUCCCUUGUGGUUUCCCCACACCACGCCCACCUGUGUGUCAGGCAACUUAACUUGUGAGAUUAGCCCACCUGAUUGUGCUGCCUUUUCCAGCUAGGGGGUGCUACUUGGAUUGUUUGGGUUUUGUUGUUUUUGUUUUUUUUUUGCUUUUUAGGGCCACACCUGCAGCAUUUGGAAGUUCCCAGGCUAGGGGUCAUACCAGAGCUACAGCUGCUGACCUACACCACGG